Spea bombifrons (plains spadefoot toad) is the source of this 1985-nucleotide messenger RNA. It is a transcript of the gene NPRL3, whose product is annotated as NPR3 like, GATOR1 complex subunit. Gene Ontology annotation, cellular component: GATOR1 complex. The record is from RefSeq and is a predicted model, not a curated record. Gene Ontology annotation, biological process: negative regulation of TORC1 signaling; TORC1 signaling; positive regulation of autophagy. The transcript has 14 exons. Bases 10 to 1875 code for a protein of 621 amino acids. NCBI's taxonomy places the organism in Eukaryota, Metazoa, Chordata, Amphibia, Anura, Pelobatidae.
AGAGACGUGAUGUCUAGGCAGACGAAAUCACGUGAUGACAUCAUUGGCGUACGUGCGGUCGCUAAAAUAAAUAUAUAUAUAUAUAUAAUGGAACUUGGUACGCAGCAUGAAUAUGAAAACACAACGUCUUGUACGGGGUUGUCGGACACUUCUUGCCCAUUGUUAAGUAUGGGUGAAAACAGCAACCCCAUCAGUGUGAUUCUUGUAAGUUCAGGAAGCAGAGGCAAUAAGUUGCUCUUCCGAUAUCCAUUCCAGAAAAAUCCAGAAAUGUAUUCAUCAUUGACAGAUAAUCCAAGGAGCUGUUAUGCUUUAAAUAAUGCUGGAGACCGCAGAGAAGAUGCAGAUGGAGAUCCAAAGUUUUCGGAUAUCAUACUUGCAACCAUUUUGGCUACAAAGUCAGACAUGUGUGGUAAAAAAUUUGAGUUGAAAAUUGACAAUGUACGUUUUGUUGGCCAUCCAACCCUGCUACAACAUGCCCUGUGCCAGGUAUCAAAAACGAAUCCUUCUCCAAAGAGAGAGAUGCCUACAAUGAUUCUAUUUAAUGUAGUAUUUGCAUUGAGGGCCAACGCAGAUCCCUCUGUAAUAAACUGCAUGCACAACCUGUCACGUCGAAUUGCUAUAGUUUUGCAACAUGAGGAAAGACGUUGUCAGUACUUGACCAAAGAAGCCAAGCUCAUCUUGGCCAUUCAGGAUGAAGUUUCCACUAUGUCUGAAAAUGGUGGUCCACAGUCGCCAUUUCAUCAUAUUUUGCCAAAAUGUAAACUGGCAAAGGACCUAAAAGAAACUUAUGACAGUCUAUGUACUACUGGUAUGGUGCGACUCCAUAUCAAUAACUGGUUGGAAGUCAGUUUUUGCUUGCCUCAUAAGAUACACUGUGUUGGACCAAGUUUCAUUCCUCCAGAAGCAAUAGAAAGAAGUUUAAAAUCUAUCAGGCCAUACCAUGCAAUGCUGCUUCUGAAAGAUGAGAAAAUCUUACUGAAUGAGCUUCCACUGGAUUGUUCUCCAGCAUUAGUAAGAAUCAUCAAGUCUGCAUCUGCAGUGAAGAACCUGCAGCAGUUGGCUCAAGAUGCUGACCUAGCCUUAUUGCAGGUUUUCCAGCUUGCUGCACACUUGGUGUAUUGGGGCAAAGCAAUUAUAAUAUUUCCAUUGUGUGAGAACAAUGUCUAUAUGCUGUCUCCAAAUGCCAAUGUUGGCCUUUAUUCAUCAUUGGCAGAAAAAUUUUCAACUCAAUUCCCUGCACAAGAUCUCCCAUUGGUUCUUGCAAAAUUUUCACUUCCUCUUUCGCUGUCGGAGUUUAAAAACCCAUUGUCACCUCCAGGUCAGGAGACUAACCUUAUACAGAUGGUUAUUUGGAUGCUGCAGCACCGACUUCUGAUUCAAAUCCACACAUAUGUAUGUCUCCUGGUGCCUCAAAGUGAAGAUUCCAGUUUAUCAAAAAAUGAAGAUACACCCUUUGCUACCAGGAUUGGGGGAAGAAGUCUGAGCACUCCAAAUGCACUUAGCUUUGGCUCUCCAACUAGCAGUGAUGACAUGACACUGACCAGUCCCAGUAUGGAUAAUUCAAGUGCUGAACUACUGCCAGGAGGUGAUUCACCAGUUAACAAAAGAGCAACAGAAAAUCUUCUUGCUAGCCUUUCUGAAAAUGAGAAGGAAGCCAUUCUAAAUGUCCCUGCAGCUCAAAAUCAAGAGGACCUCAAAAUGUUUACAAGGCUUAUUCACUAUUUCUGGGGACAUCAUCACUUAGAAGAGAUUAUGUAUAAUGAAAAUAUGCGACGGUCACAACUUUUGAUGCUGUUUGAUAAAUUCCGAAGUGUACUUGUAGUGACAAACCAUGAGGACCCAGUUCUAUCCAUCUUUCAGUCAGUUUUUCCUUGAUGAUAAGGUUCCUACUGUGAAUAAGCUGUCCCCAUUUUCCCACUGUGUGUGUAUACUUACCAGAAAAAUUUAAAAAUUGUCCAUUAAAAAUUAUAGCUAAAAUACAAUAA